AUGCAUUCUGUAGUUGAGAUAUAUGACCCUAAACGACAUAGAAGUAAUGCUGGAUACUCAAUCAAGUUCAACAAAGCAGAAAAGAAAUAUACUAUUGGUAACAAAGACAUUUCGUUUGAUCAGAAUAUUAUCAAAGUUAAUAAUGAAGAAUACACAGCAACUGAAGGGUUGAUGGAGUUACUACUCAAAAAGUCUCCCGACUUGAAUAAGAUUACAACUGAAGAUUCUUCAAAUUACCAAAAAAUAAUAUUAUGCUCCAAUGCUCUGUACCAAGGUUUUGAUAAAGAAUCUAAAAGAUACAAUUCAGAUUCUAGUGAUAAAUGGGCGUUCAUAAAGUCUAAAUAUUUUGUUGCUAAGACCCCAACUACAGCUGGAACAUCUUCAACAUCAGGAAGUUCUAUUUCUUUCAUACCAUCAAAUACCAACUCUCUAAUUGACUCAUUGAGACUAUCUAUUGGUUCAUAA
Caenorhabditis briggsae is the source of this 465-nucleotide messenger RNA. The transcript has 2 exons. Lineage: Eukaryota; Metazoa; Nematoda; Chromadorea; Rhabditida; Rhabditidae. The record is from RefSeq and is a predicted model, not a curated record. The coding region runs from base 1 to 465 and encodes 154 amino acids.